UUCAGCGAGGAGGUUACAAGAAACAGGACAGCCGGACAGCGGAGGCCCUUCUUCUUAGACCAGAAUGGCAGAGGAGUGGGGGAAACAAAGUUUUGCUGCCAGGCGGCACAAUGAAGAUACAACAAGGGGCUCUGCCUUCGCCUACACAAACAGCAAUAAUACUCGAGAUCCCUUUGAGGGACCCAACUACCACAUCGCUCCACGAUGGGUUUACAACGUUUCCACACUCUGGAUGUGUAUAGUAGUCGUUUUGUCAGUCUUCACCAAUGGUCUGGUCUUGGUGGCCACAGCAAAGUUCAAGAAGCUCCAACACCCUCUGAACUGGAUCUUGGUCAAUCUUGCCAUAGCUGACCUUGGAGAGACAGUUUUCGCCAGCACCAUCAGUGUGUGCAACCAGUUCUUUGGAUAUUUCAUUCUGGGACAUCCAAUGUGCGUCUUUGAAGGCUACACUGUCUCAGUUUGUGGUAUUGCUGCUCUUUGGUCCCUGACUAUCAUCUCUUGGGAGAGAUGGGUAGUCGUGUGCAAACCUUUUGGAAAUGUCAAGUUUGAUGCCAAAUGGGCCACAGGUGGAAUUUUGUUCUCCUGGAUCUGGGCUGCAGCAUGGUGUGCUCCUCCGAUCUUCGGAUGGAGCAGGUACUGGCCUCAUGGACUGAAGACUUCCUGUGGACCUGACGUGUUCAGUGGAAGUGACGACCCUGGAGUCCAGUCCUACAUGGUUGUUCUCAUGGUUACAUGUUGUUUCCUUCCCCUGGCUAUCAUCAUCUUGUGCUACCUUGCUGUGUGGUUGGCCAUCCGUGCUGUUGCUAUGCAGCAGAAGGAGUCUGAGUCAACCCAGAAAGCUGAGAGAGACGUAUCCAGGAUGGUUGUCGUCAUGAUCGUGGCGUAUAUCGUGUGCUGGGGACCUUACACCUUCUUUGCCUGCUUUGCUGCGGCCAACCCUGGAUACGCCUUCCAUCCUCUGGCUGCAGCCAUGCCUGCAUACUUUGCAAAGAGCGCCACCAUCUACAACCCAGUCAUCUAUGUCUUCAUGAACCGACAGUUCCGCUCGUGCAUCAUGCAGCUCUUUGGUAAAGCGGAGGAUGAUGGCUCUGAAGUGUCCACUUCGAAGACAGAGGUCUCCUCUGUGGCUCCUGCAUAAACCUCUGUGCUCUCCAAUGUGGACAAAAGCAAAAAACACUUUGACUUGUACAGUAAAUAUUUGUUAUUUUAUUUGUCUUCUUUUCGUAAACAUAGUUUUCUGGCAAAUGGAAAAAAAAAAAAAAAAAAAGCGCAUUAUAUUAAUAAUAAAUUUAAGGUGUCAUUAUUUAAUAAUGCUUCACUGGUCUUUUUUGAACUGAAUUUAAAAUAUAAAGCAUUCUAUAAAACUUG
Cololabis saira (Pacific saury) is the source of this 1368-nucleotide messenger RNA. Its product is annotated as red-sensitive opsin-like. Gene Ontology annotation, molecular function: G protein-coupled receptor activity. Bases 65 to 1138 code for a protein of 357 amino acids. Lineage: Eukaryota; Metazoa; Chordata; Actinopteri; Beloniformes; Belonidae. Gene Ontology annotation, cellular component: photoreceptor outer segment; membrane. Gene Ontology annotation, biological process: visual perception; G protein-coupled receptor signaling pathway; phototransduction. The record is from RefSeq and is a predicted model, not a curated record. The transcript has 6 exons.